Messenger RNA from Periophthalmus magnuspinnatus, 1614 nucleotides. RefSeq names its product large neutral amino acids transporter small subunit 1-like. Gene Ontology annotation, molecular function: neutral L-amino acid transmembrane transporter activity; L-amino acid transmembrane transporter activity. The record is from RefSeq and is a predicted model, not a curated record. The transcript is spliced from 11 exons. The coding region runs from base 7 to 1590 and encodes 527 amino acids. Gene Ontology annotation, cellular component: membrane. Lineage: Eukaryota; Metazoa; Chordata; Actinopteri; Gobiiformes; Gobiidae. Gene Ontology annotation, biological process: amino acid transmembrane transport; neutral amino acid transport.
CUGAACAUGGCCGAACCGGAGCUGAAACUGAGGAGCAGCAGGGAGAGCCUCACCAAGAGCCAGGAGAAGACUGGAGCAGCAGAAGCAGACGAGACCGAACAGGACGGUCUCAUCGUGGAGCGCUCCCCCUCUCCCCAGACACCUCCUGCUCUCAGCGCCAACAAACCGACCUCAGACUGUCCGGCCAAAGGGGAGAAGAUUGAACUCAAACGCAGCAUCACCCUGUUCAACGGCGUGGGCAUGAUCAUCGGGACCAUUAUAGGCUCCGGGAUUUUCGUUACUCCAACCGGUGUGGUCAAAGAGACUGGCUCGGCGGGUCUGUCCCUGGUGGUGUGGGCGGUUUGUGGGGUGAUUUCCACUAUGGGGGCUCUGUGCUACGCGGAGCUGGGCACGACCAUCGCCAAAUCAGGAGGAGACUACACUUACAUCCUGGAGGUGUACGGAGAGCUCGCUGCCUUUCUAAAGCUCUGGGUGGAGAUGCUCAUUAUCCGGCCGUCUUCUCAGUACGUGGUGUCUCUGGUGUUCGCCACGUACCUGCUCAAACCGCUCUACCCCACCUGCGCCGUGCCCGACAGUGCGGCUAAACUCAUCGCCUGCCUCUGUCUCACCUCUCUGACAUUUGUAAACUGCAUCAGCGUGAAAGCCGCCACCAAAGUCCAGGACCUGUUCACUGCCUCCAAACUGCUCGCGCUCGUCAUCAUCAUCCUCUUCGGGUUCAUACAGAUCUCCACAGGUGAUGUGCCGUACCUCACUCCAGAGCGGUCAUUUGAAGGAAGCAAGUGGGGCGUGGACCACAUUGUGCUGGCUCUGUACAGUGGGCUGUUUGCUUUUGGAGGCUGGAACUACUUGAACUAUGUGACGGAGGAGAUGAUCAAUCCAGAGAGGAAUCUGCCUCUGUCCAUCAUCAUCUCCAUGCCCAUAGUGACCAUAGUGUACGUGCUGACCAACCUCGCCUACUUCACCACGAUUUCUCCAGAAACUAUGGUGGAGUCUGAGGCGGUGGCUGUGAGUUUUGGAGAGUACCAUCUGGGGGUUAUGGCCUGGCUCAUCCCUGUUUUUGUGGGACUUUCCUGUUUCGGAGCUGUCAACGGAUCCCUCUUCACUUCAGCUCGUUUGUUCUAUGCCGGAGCCAGAGAGGGCCAGCUCCCUGCGGCGCUGGGCUUGGUCCACACUGAUCUGUUCACACCAGUGCCCUCCCUCAUCUUCACGUGCAUCCUGUCCAUGAUGUACGCCAUUUCUCAAGACAUCUUCUCUGUGAUAAACCUGUUCAGCUUCUUCACGUGGCUGUGCGUGGGGGCGGCCAUCGCGGGGAUGCUGUGGCUGCGUUUGAAGAAACCUGACCUCAGACGGCCCAUUAAGAUUUAUCUGUUCAUCCCGGUGACUUUUGUUCUGAGCUGCGUGUUCAUGAUCGUGGUUUCGUUUUGGGCUGCUCCUUUUGAGUGUCUGUUGGGGAGCGGCAUCAUCCUGACGGGGGUGCCGGCGUACCUGCUGGGAUACAAGUGGAAGAAGCCUCACAUGGUGCGGAAGAUGCUGGAAAUCUUCACCAUGUUCUGUCAGAAGAUCUUCAUGUCUGUGCCCGAGGAGCAGUGACGCAGACUGGACCCCAAAACCGCC